AUGAAAAAUUUCUACAAUUUAUCCAUAGUCCUAUUAUAUAUUCACAUAUAUUUUAUAAGGAAUAAAUAUGUAAAAAAAGUAUUCUUAGCUGAAAAACAACCUGAUUCUGAUUCAAAAUCAUAUUAUGAGAAAGACGAUAAUGAUGAUGAUAAUCUUGAUGCUGCUAUAAAUCUUUUGUCUCUUAAAUAUACAGAACAUAAAUCAGAAGAAGUGGGUGCAGUUGUGGAACAAGAAGAAUUGGGUGCAGUUGUGGAACAAGAAGAAUUGGGGGCGUUUGGGGAUGGAGAAGAAUUGGGAGUAGCUGGAGGACCAGAAGAAGUGGGUGUAGUUUGGGAAGAAGAAGAAUUGGGCGCGUUUGGGGAAGCAGAAGAAUUGGGCGCGUUUGGAGGAGCAGAAGAAGUGGGAGAAUUGGGGGUACUAGAAGAAAUGGGAGAAGUUGAGGGGUCAAAAGAAACGGAGUUUUAUAUUCAGAACAAUAGAAGAAAAAGAUUAUAUGCAAGAAAAACACAGUUUGAUGUUAUAGAAACUAAAAAUGACAAGGAGACCGAAGAAGAAGCAAAAACCAAGGAUCAAAAGGAUGAAUUACCUGAAAAUGAAACAAGCCCAAGUGAACCAUUAUCAAAAGAUAUACCAGAAAAAGAACAGGAGAAUGUGUGUAACCCUGAUUUAGAAGAGUUUAGAAGCGUGCUACAGGAAUUGCAAGAAAAAGAUACAGAAUUAGAUAUUGAAACAAUAGAGGAAUAUUUAAGUGUAGGGGUGAAUAAAAUAAGAGAGAUUUCUGAAUUACACAAAGAAUAUCCUUUAUAUUUGGGGAAAAAAAUUGAUUUUGUAAAUAUUCGUAAACCUUUUGGGAUCGAAGAGGAAAACACUGGCGAUAAAAGCGAAUAUGAAUUACAGGAAAGGCUAUAUUUUGAUGACUUCUGUUAUAUGCCAUUAUUUGAAUUUUUAAAUAAUACAAAGAUUGAAAAUUUAUCUCUUACAACUGUAUAUUCUCUUUAUAACAGAGAAGGCAUUAAUCACUUUCCAUGUAGCAAUUCACUGUUGAAAUAUCUUAGUUUAAAAAAUCCAGAGUUUGAUAUAGAAAAUUUUCUAAGAGUUAAUGUAGAUUUGUAUCUAUCACAGGAAAAGUGUGAAGUGUGUAAUUUUGAUGAUCCUAAAUUUCGUUUAAUAAAAGAAAAAAAUGUAGAAAAUAAAUUUGUAAUUAAAGAAUUGGUGGUGGCACAUUCUACGAGGUCUUUAACUUAUGAUGAAAAAAGAAUAAUAAAAAGUAUAAUUUUUCACCAAAUUAAGCACAUAUCACACAUAAAAAGUGCAUUAACUUCGUUUGCCGAAAAAAUAAAAAAAAUUAAAAGUGAUUCAAGAAUUCUUUUUGAUUAUUUUCCUGUACAUAGAAACUUUUUAUAUAAGGAUGAUAUUCUAUGCACAUGUCUACAUUAUAUAACAUGUUAUAGUAUGGUAUUACUUAAACCAUUAUAUGACAAAGCUGCUAGAGGACAAAGCAUAAGCUAUAGGGAAUUUUAUAUUGUUUCUGUUAAAAUAAAUUACAUAUUUGCUCAACUAGAGUUUGUACAACAUAAUUCACAUCUGUAUCAGGUUUUCUGUAAUAUUUAUAAAAACAUGAACCCUUUUUACCCCCGUUUGAAAACAGUUGACGAUAUAACACCUAUUUUUAAUUAUUUAACAGUCCGACGUCAAUUAUUUUGUAUACUUUUUAAUAUAUCUAAAUUUUUUUCAAAAAUGAUAUCUUGUGAACAAAUAGCAACUCAUUAUGAACUAGACAUUCAUCCUAAACUUUUAAAAUUACUUUUUUCAGUAGAAUGUACACAUAAUAAUGCGAAACAACUGCUUAAAAGUUGA
Plasmodium gonderi is the source of this 1857-nucleotide messenger RNA. RefSeq lists its product as hypothetical. The coding region runs from base 1 to 1857 and encodes 618 amino acids. The record is from RefSeq and is a predicted model, not a curated record. NCBI's taxonomy places the organism in Eukaryota, Apicomplexa, Aconoidasida, Haemosporida, Plasmodiidae. The transcript has a single exon.